This is a messenger RNA of Eptesicus fuscus (big brown bat), 3741 nucleotides long. It is a transcript of the gene ITGA2, whose product is annotated as integrin subunit alpha 2. The transcript is spliced from 30 exons. Gene Ontology annotation, cellular component: integrin complex; external side of plasma membrane. Gene Ontology annotation, biological process: cell-cell adhesion; cell adhesion mediated by integrin; cell-matrix adhesion. The coding region runs from base 138 to 3674 and encodes 1178 amino acids. Gene Ontology annotation, molecular function: integrin binding. The record is from RefSeq and is a predicted model, not a curated record. Lineage: Eukaryota; Metazoa; Chordata; Mammalia; Chiroptera; Vespertilionidae.
CGGAGAGCCAGCGCAGACUUUCCUCGCUCUCGCUGGGCAGCGAGACCAGCCGUCCGCUCGGUCCCUGGCGAAGAGUCGGGGUUCCGGGUCCCUCGCCGUCUCCAGUCUCCAGCAGCUCAGCCCCGGGCAGGCGCAGGAUGCGGGCGGGGCGCGCGGGGCCCGCGCCGCUGCGGCCGGUGCUGCUGCUCCUUCCAGGCAUCUUGCGUUGCUGUGUGGCAUACAACGUGGGCCUCCCAGAAGCGAGGAUAUUCUCCGGUCCUUCCGAUGCCCAGUUUGGCUACUCGGUGCAGCAGCUCAUCCACCCAAAAGGCAACUGGCUGCUGGUCGGCUCGCCGUGGAGUGGCUUCCCGGACAACCGCAUGGGAGACGUGUACCGAUGUCCUCUCCACCUGCCCACGGCCGCGUGCGAGAAGCUCAAUCUGCAAGCCUCCGUGAGCAUCCCCAACGUGACGGAGAUAAAAAGCAACAUGAGCCUCGGCCUGACGCUCAGCAGGAACGCGGGCACCGGAGGGUUUCUCACAUGCGGCCCGCUGUGGGCUCAGCAGUGCGGAAGUCAGUAUUACACGACUGGGGUUUGUUCCGACGUCAGCCCCGACUUUCAGCUCCUGGCCAGCUUCUCGCCGGCGGUGCAGACCUGCACUUCCUUCAUAGACGUGGUGGUUGUGUGCGAUGAAUCGAACAGUAUCUACCCCUGGGUGGCGGUAAAGAACUUUCUGGAAAAAUUUGUGCAAGGCCUGGAUAUAGGCCCCUCGAAGACACAGGUGGGGCUCAUUCAGUAUGCCAACGCCCCCAGAGUUGUGUUCAACCUGACCACCUUUAAAACCAGAGCUGAGAUGACCGCGGCGACAUCCAGGACGGUCCAGAAGGGCGGGGACCUCACCAACACGUUCAAAGCCAUUCAGUACGCGAGAGACCGAGCUUACACGGCGGCUGCUGGGGGACGGCCAGGCGCCACCAAGGUCAUGGUGGUUGUCACCGACGGCGAGUCGCACGACGGCUCCAUGCUGAGCGACGUGAUCGCGCAGUGUAACGAGGACAACAUCCUGCGGUUCGGCAUCGCGGUCCUCGGGUACUUAAACAGAAAUGCCCUCGACACGAAAAACCUAAUAAAAGAAAUCAAAGCGAUCGCCAGUGCCCCCACCGAGAGGUACUUCUUCAACGUGUCCGACGAAGCCGCGCUGCUGGAGAAGGCGGGCACCAUCGGAGAGCACAUCUUCAGCAUCGAAGGCACCGUGCAAGGCGGAGAUAACUUCCAGAUGCAGAUGUCCCAAGUGGGGUUCAGCGCGGAUUACUCUCCUGAACACGACGUCCUCAUGCUGGGUGCAGUCGGGGCUUACGACUGGAGCGGGACCGUUGUUCAGCAGACGGCCAGCGGACACCUGACCUUCUCCAAACAGGCCUUCGACCAGAUCCUGCAAGACAGAAACCACAGCUCCUACCUAGGUUACUCGGUGGCCGCCAUCUCUACCGGAAAAGGAGUCCACUUCGUCGCGGGCGCCCCUCGGGCGAAUUACACGGGCCAGAUAGUGCUGUACAGUGUUAAUGAGAAUGGCAACGUCACGGUGAUUCAGGCUCACAGAGGCGACCAGAUUGGCUCCUAUUUUGGAAGCGUGCUCUGCUCCGUGGAUGUGGACAAGGACGGCGUGACAGACGUGCUCCUGGUGGGUGCGCCCAUGUUCAUGAACGACCUGAAGAAAGAGGAGGGGAAAGUCUACCUGUUCACCAUCACGAAGGGCAUUUUGAACUGGCACCAGUUUCUGGAAGGCCCCGAGGGCGUGGAAAACGCGCGGUUCGGCUCCGCGAUCGCCGCCCUCUCGGACGUCAACAUGGACGGCUUCAAUGACGUGAUCGUGGGGUCGCCUCUGGAGCAUCAGAACGCGGGGGCCGUGUACAUCUACAACGGCCACGGGGGCACCGUCCGCACCAAGUUCUCCCAGAAAAUCCUGGGAUCCGACGGAGCCUUCCGGAGCCGGCUCCAGUACUUCGGGAGGUCCUUGGACGGCUUUGGAGACCUGAAUGGGGAUUCCAUCACCGAUGUGUCCAUUGGCGCCUUUGGACAAGUUGUCCAGCUCUGGUCGCAGAGCAUUGCUGAUGUGUCUGUAGACGCUGCGUUCACACCAGAAAAAAUCAUCCUGUUCAACAAGAAUGCGGAGAUCCGCCUCAAACUCUGCCUGAGGGCGAAGUUCAGGCCCGCCACGCCCAGCAGCCGCGUGGCCAUUACCUAUAACAUCACCAUGGACGCAGACCUGUAUUCGUCCCGCGUGACCUCCAGGGGGCUGUUUAAGGAGAACGGUGACCGGUGCCUGCAGAAGAAUGCCAUCGUCGGUCCCGGACAGACCUGCUCUGCGUUCGCCAUCCUCAUCCAGGAGCCCUCGGAUGUUGUCAGUGCCCUGAGUCUCCUCGUGAACAUCAGCCUGGCGCACCCCGGCACCAGCCCCGCCCUGGAGGCCUACUCUGAGACGGCCAAGGUCUUCAGUAUCCCGUUCCACAAGGACUGUGGCGACGACAGCGUGUGCGUCUCCGACCUGGUGCUGGAGGUCCGGCAGCUGCCGGCCGCUCAAGAGCAACCCUUUAUCGUCAGCAACCAAAACAGAAGGCUAACGUUCGUGGUGACUCUGAGAAACCGAAGGGAGAGCGCGUACAACACUGGGCUCCGAGUGGGUUUCUCGGAAAACGUGUUCUUUGCUUCCUGGUCCACGCCGGUGGACGGGACGGAAGUGACGUGCCAGGUGGCCGCCUCUCAGACGUCCGUGGCCUGCGAUGUGGGGUACCCCGCUCUGAAGCCAGAACAGCAGGUGACGUUUACUAUUAACUUCGACUUCAAUCUUCAAAACCUUCAGAAUCAGGCAUCUUUCAGUUUCCAAGCCUCAAGCGAAAGCGAGGAAGCAAACGAGGCAGAUAAUGCGGCCAACUUCACCAUCCGACUGCUGUACGACGCGGAAAUCCACAUCACCAGAUCGACCAGCAUCCACUUCUACGAAGUCUCGGAGGGGCGUGCUCCGUCCACGGUGCGCAGCCUGGAUGACAUCGGCCCCAAGUUCGCCUUCUCCGUGAAGGUGACCACAGGGAGCAUCCCCGUGAGCAUGGCCUCCGUCAGCAUCCGCCUCCCCCAGCUCACCAAGGACCAGAACCCGCUCCUGUACCUGACGGGCGUGCACACGGACCAGGCCGGCGACAUCAGCUGCCACGCCGACGUGGACCCGCUGAAGAUAGGACAGACGCCGGCUUCCGUGUCUUUCAAGAGCGAAGACUUCCGGCACCUCAAAGACCUGAACUGCAGGACCACCCGCUGCGGGAACAUCACCUGCUGGCUGCGAGACCCGCAGGUGCGGGCCGAGUACUUCCUGAACGUGUCCACGCGCAUCUGGAACGGCACCUUCGCAGCCGCGACCUUCCAGACGGUGCAGCUCACGGCCUCCGCGGAGAUCGACACCUACAACCCGCAGGUCUACGUGAUCCAGGAGAACACGGUCACGAUUCCCGUCACCAUCACGAAGCCGCACGAGAAAGCUGAAGUGCCCACCGGCGUGAUCGUGGGGAGCGUCAUCGCCGGCGCCCUCCUGCUCCUGGCGCUGGUGGCGGUGCUCUGGAAGCUCGGCUUCUUCAAGAGGAAAUACGAGAAAAUGAUCAAGAAUCCAGACGAGGCUGACGAGACCAUGGAGCUCAACAGCUGAGCCCGGCCGGACCCGUGGGCCGGGCCGCCUCCCGCCGGCGGCUGCCGUGGCCGAGGAUGUGGUUUUA